Cooperia oncophora is the source of this 345-nucleotide messenger RNA. The record is from the annotation of a GenBank genome assembly. Lineage: Eukaryota; Metazoa; Nematoda; Chromadorea; Rhabditida; Trichostrongylidae.
AUGUUUUCCGCAUCCAUCCGCGACCGGAAUGACGAACAUCUCAUUCGUAUGCGAGAAGUGUGUCGCACCGCGAUUCUACGAUUAGACGAGAGACAUGAGUGCACACCAGAAGUAUAUUCUGAAACGAUGAAAAUGCGUGAAGUCUUUCUUGCUUCUGAUGUGCCUGUCACUCCUAAAGCAAAUGGAGCGGGACCGUCAUCGACGACUCUGUUCCCUGGAACUUAUUAUUUGAGAAUGUUGGACGACAAGUACCGCCGAUACUACGAUGUCGUGCCGUAUUGUGCCGAGUUUGAAAGUCACGAAAACGGAAUCACGAAUGGAAUAAAUGGAGAUGGGGAUGCAUAG